This is a messenger RNA of Paramuricea clavata, 4748 nucleotides long. The record is from the annotation of a GenBank genome assembly. NCBI's taxonomy places the organism in Eukaryota, Metazoa, Cnidaria, Anthozoa, Malacalcyonacea, Plexauridae.
GGCGAAGAGAGGAGUUAUGCAGGACGUAAAACAGAUGAACAAUAUUACAGCGUUUUCGUGGCUUGGUUGCUUUUAGACUUUAACAAAUAAGCAUUCACGGCAUCCUAUGAUUGUGAUACGAUUAGGGUGCCUAGUGGUAAAAUUCUACUGAUUUCUUCCUCCAAGAAAUGAGCGAAGUGCCCCCGAACACGCCAAAGCGGCAAGCGAUUGUGGAACGUUUGAGACAACGAAUCGAUUGCUUUCGAAAACGUCACGAUAGCUGUCAGGCCCGGCUCGAAGAAACCCAACCAUCGCGAGAAUUAAAGCAGCUACAAGAAAGUCGGAUUUAUCAAUCGAAAAUUUUGGAAAAUAAAGUAAAGAUGAAUGCUAAAAUUCGUCCGGAGCAAAUUAGUAAGCUGACAAAACAAGAGGAAAGUGGUCCUGAGUCUAAGACUACAGCGGCAGCUAACAAUACUGGCUUGCAGGUACUAUACACACUAUAUUUUCUUACUUCUAAAUUACAACCUAAUUACAAACAAGUAGAUUUUUUAUUCACUUUAAACUCUUGUUAAAGAUUAAUUUUCUUCAUUUGUAUUUUCGCACAGCUUUCAUAGAGCAUCGAGAUUUAUUCUUAUAUUUUACUUAUUUACCCAAAUAUUUCAGGCCAGUGCAAAACGAAAAUUCCCAAGCUCACAGGCUGACGGCGAGAGACAAAAUAAUGAUGAAAUGUCAACCCCCGUCCCGCAGAAAUAUGCUCGUUUUGAAAACCAAAAUGAUGUUCAUUGUAAUGUAAAGCCGAACUUCAAUACAACUGAAGAGUCCGAGCCAUCUUUAUCGUCCAAUAACAUGCCUUAUGCUGCUGUGAAUGGCCACGCUACAGACUUUGUUAAAACCGAAGAUCUUUCUAAAACAAAUUCACCCUUUAAUACUUCGGCUUGUGAAAAUGUAGAACGAACAAUGACGAGAGUUUCACAACAAUAUGGUGGCGGAGAUUUCGCUACGCCGUCAUUUACAAGCCGUGGUCAACCAAGCGAGAAAUCAAGAACGUCUGAAUUCACGGGAACUUUCAAACAAGAAAAUGGUUUACUUAGCUCAAGUAAUGAUAUCUCGACCACCUCUAAUGGUUUAUUAGCAGCUCGCCCGAAGAGCGAAGAUGAUUUCAGACUAUUAACGGACAUUGAAGGUAAUGCUACGAGUAAAAAGGACGACCUCGAGAAUCAACUCAGUCAGUUCGAACUUGUUCUACAGGGGAUUAAGAGGCGAGACGAGAGUUCUAGUGAACCUGAUUCAUCGAAUGACAUUGGAAAAACUUCUAUUUUGCGACCACAUAGUCAAUCUUUAGGGAAUGGCUUAAAUGACAGUCCUGACAUAAAAGGUAAUCAAUUAAGCUUACCGAAUGACAAUACAACACAGUUACCGACCUCUUCAGCUCAACAAUACGCCAUAUCACGUUCAACGGCACAAGCAUUACAACAGUUUGUAAUAGCUCAACAAAACGGGAGGCUUGCUAGUAAAGGGCGUUUUGAAAGAAAUAUGUAUUUAAAUCCUCCAGGGGAGCAAAACAAUCCUCGAAUGGCUGCUCAGCGAGCAAGUCAUAUUCCUCCUGUACGACAGCGUGUUUAUCAACAACUACAGCAACGGAAAAACUUACAGUUACAAAAGAAGAUAACUGGUGCAACUCCCCAACAACUGCAAGCAAGAAAUCCUGUGAUGAACCCUCCAGGAGGAAAUACAGCUUAUCAAAUACAUCCUAAAGUAAGAUAUUCUGGCAUUGCACCAAUUACACAACAAACAUUUCCACAUGCAGCUGGAAGAAUUCAUCAGAAUUUAAUGCAACCUUUGCGACAGCCUGUGCAACAAACACAAGCUCAAUUGCAAGGACACAUGCCAAACCUUCCUCGUCAUCAAAUCAAUAUGCUUGCACAGCAGCAACAACAACAACAACAACAACAACAACAACAACAACAAAAACUUGUAUUUCAACAACAAAUGGCAAGUCGUUUGCCAUCGUAUUCUCAAGCACAACAUUUAGCGAGGUCUUCAUCAGUUAUGGACAUUAGACAUAAAUUUUCUGGAGGAGUCCCUGCAACACAUGCCACUCAAUAUAACCCUAUGCAAGCAACCCGAGCGCAACAACCAUUAUCUCACUUGCAACAUUACAACCCUCCUGGUUAUACUAAUCAAUCUGGACCACCAACCAGACCUGUUCAGGUACCAUACAGUGGUGAUUACCCUGGAUACCAGCAUCCAUAUCAAUAUGGUCAAGAAAGUAAACUACAUUCUGCCUAUACAAGACAUGCAAGUAUGGAUGAUAAUUUAGUCACUAACAGGUUUCAUAAUCCUGAGAUGAACCAGAGAAAUAAUUUUCCAUAUCAACGAAGCAGCAGUCUUCCUGGACAUGCUGCUACUGGUAAUAAUAUGUUCAAUCAGUCAUCACCACCAGUUGUUCGACUUCAAAAUGAACCAAACGUACCUGACAUGAAUAAUAAUGGCAAUGACCAUCCAAAUCAAGACUUAACUCGUGUUCAUCCACAAGCACCACUAACACACAUGAAACAGCAACAUCUUGCGGGGCAACCUAGUAAUCUUGGUAUGAAUCAAGAACAACUCUACCAAAGUAAUGCUAUGUCACUUGCCCAAAGUAGAGCACAACCAUCUACUAAUUUACAGAGUCCACUAUCAAACUCAUUUACUAACCUUCUUGACAUGAAAUCCAAUUCUGAGACAUCACUGUUUCCAUUCCUUGGUCAAGAUCUUGGGGGCGGAGCAACAGACAGUUCAGAUUUUGAUUCAUUGCUAAAAAGUCCACCUGACUUUGACUUACUCAACAUGCUAGACGACCCACAAAAAGCAUUACAAUAAUUUGUAAAAUAUAGAUGAAUAAAUUUCAUAACAGUUUUUAGCACAUCAGGUAUGUAUGAAUUGUUUCAUAAAAUCACUGUACUGUAAGAGGUGUAUAAAAAAGUAGACAAUUCAAUGCAAAUAUUGUCAAAAUGGAAGGUUUAAGCCUGGUUAACACUAGUGAUCUUCUUGGCAAUUUUCACUUCCUUGACAGAUGUUAAUGUAACUCACUGCCAAAAGUAUGGAAUCACUUUUUGGAAGUAUACAUUUCUAAAUAUUUUUCAUGCCACUCAUUCAGUUACAUCUGUCAGUAUGAAAAAAAUUGCCAACAGAAUUACUUGUGUUAAACAGGCUUUAAAAUGUAAUUUGAAUUCAUAGGGGCCAAUUUUAAAAUGUGCUUCAUGAACUGUCAAAGAAAAAAAACAGUUUGAUCUUUGAUCUUAAUUACACUGAUUGAAUUCCUACAUUUCACACAUUGGCAUUUCAUAUGUGAUUAAAUCUCUUUCAAUAUUCACUUUCAAUCCCAAAAAGUCCAAGUUUUAGUGGCUGGACAGUUGACGUGGUGUAUGUCAAAGCACAUUCUAAACUUCCCCAUUUUUUUCACAUAAUUUGAACCUUCCAUUUUUGUGUGCAAACCUUUUUUAAUGUAGUUAAUAUUAAGAAAAAUAAUAGUGUUGAAGAAACGAGAAGGCUCUUAACAAGUCAAAUAUUUCAGUCAUUUAGGGUUCUCUUUGGGAAACUUUUCACCAAAACUUGCAAUAAUUUCAUUUUAGUGGCCAUUUUAAAAUUAUCUACUUUUUUAUAAACCUUGUAUUAAUAGGAUUUUGAUGUAAAAUUGUAAGUUAUUAACUUAUUAUUUUAGCAAAUGUUUCUUCUAAAACGUGCAAUGAAUUUUUGACCAACUAUUGGUCAACUGUCAUUUGGACAGACCUAAUUUGUAGAACAGAAAUUUUAGAAUAUACAUGUAUGUGUUAAUAUUAGCAGUAUUAUGCAAAUAAUUAUGUAAAUUUGCUACAUUUCUGUAAAGAAUAGUCAAGGUUUCCUGAAAGAACAGACGUGUGGUUUCAUUUUUAAGUAGGGUCUUUAUAUGCAGUUAGUUGUUAUAGUACUUCAUGGAAACCAUGGCAACCAGAUUUAAUUAUAUCUGGUAUUAUAUCUGGUAUGCUUUUGCCUGCUGCUCUGUCAAAAACUGUGGUUUACAUAAAUGAACUCAAUCCCUAAACCAAUUAUAUUCAUGAUCCAUUUAAGACAACUGGAGUGUUAAUCAGUUUGGCUGUGAAUGUUUAUAUUGGUUCAGGGAUUGCAACUAUCAUUCACUUGAACCAGAGUGAAUGGAAACAUAAAACUGUAAAUUAUAAGCAGUCUAAUUGGUAGCCUCGUGAAAAGAUGAGCAUUUUUAUAACUUUACUAAAAUAUUCAUUACAUGUAAAAAAAACUUGAUUGAGAUGGCCUUUGUCAUCAAACGUAUAAUGUAGCUGGAGGGUUUAGGAGAUUUGGGAAAUUUACUUUCCUUGCCAGCUAUACAACUCCACAUCACUUUAAUUAAAGCAACCGACAUGUUAAGGAUCCAUGAUACAGGGAUCCCCCAUGCACCGAACAACUUGUUAUACUUGCCUUUAGACUAAGUGACGGUUUCCCACACAACAUGGUAGCUUCACAAUAGGUUUUGGAGCACAGGUUUGGAAAGAGAUGCAGCAUUAAAGGAAGAAAAAUGAUCUGGGGUAAAACACAUGGAAUAAAAAAUUGGGCUUGAGUGAUAAAACAUUUCGUUCUGUUGUGAUUUCAUUUCUCCGUUUAUCAUUUGAAUUUAAAGCCGUUGCGUUUGCAUAGUAUUUAAAUGUAAUGUUUUACAACACCGGCCUGUCGUAGUGAAUAUACUAUACAAUGAAAAUGAAAAAUAAUAAUGGCUGACUCAGUUUCAGAAAUAG